AUCAAACAUUUCAAUGGAACCAUUUCAACAUUUUUCACACGUUUGACACCUCCAGCCUAGGGCUUCCAACACAGGGCAGGGGAGUGAAGAGAUGAGGACACCAAGCCUCAAGUUGACAGCCACAAAUGUGUGAUGCCUUCAAUCAUAUGUUUACUGCUGAUUUAUCGGAAAGCUCAUGUCAUGACAAGAAGCCAGAAGGACAGGUUUGUCUAAAGCUACAGUAUUUUACUGGUUGACGCUACAGCACAGAUAAUAUGAUGACGUUAUCAUGCGUAAAUUGAGCUUGAGCUAGCUACAUGUACCUCGAAGUUCAGUGAGCUAGCAGCUAGCUAGCUAACCUCAGCUAGUUAGCCAGCCAAGGAAAGCAAUGGCUUGAUUAGAGCAUUUAGCUAGCAAACAACAGAUAUCUAGCUGCUAGUUUAGCUAGGAAUAGGUGCUCAUUGCAAACGUGGAUUUCCGACAUGUGGUGCACAUAGCACGUAUUUGAACAUUUAUACGACUUGCAUACAUUUACGCUUGAUCUCUUGUCGAGCAAACCCACCAAACCCAGCGUGCCACAAAUGGAGCCAGGGAGCUCGCGUGAAAGCCCAUCUGGCUCUGGGGGUCCCGAACCCGCGGGCCUACGCGAGGAGACCCCCGGCGAAGAGGCUGAGGAUGGGGACAUCAUCCUGAAAGGAGGAGGAGACGGAGGGGACGAAAACACUCUGGACAAGAUGAAAACAGAAUGUAAGGAUGAUGGUGUUAAUGGGAAAAAGAUUGAGGAUGCCGGCGAAGAGGAAGAAUGCAAAUAUGAAGAGGAAUUGGACCCUAGAAUUCAGGAGGAGCUAGAGCACCUGAAUCAGGCCAGUGAUGAGAUCAACAAGCUGGAACUGCAACUGGAUGAUGCUAGGUCCAGCUACAGGAGGAUCCUCACUGACUCAGCCAGGAAGCUCAAUGCUCAAGGCUCCCAGCUGGGCACCUGCAUCGAGAAGGCCAGGCCCUACUACGAAGCCCGCAGGCUAGCCAAAGAGGCCCAGCAGGAGACGCAGAAGGCAGCGUUGCGUUACGAGAGAGCCGUCUCCAUGCAUACGGCUGCCAGAGAGAUGGUGUACGUGGCAGAGCAGGGCCUCCUGGCGGACAGGAACACUCUGGACCCCACCUGGCAGGAGAUGCUCAACCACGCUACCUCCAAGGUGAACGAGGCAGAGGAGGAGCGGCUGUGGAGUGAGCGGGAACACCAGCGGGUCACUCAGAUGUGCCAGGAGGCAGAGCAACGCGUCCAGACCCUCCAGAAAUCCCUGAAGAGAGUCAUCGUCAAGUCCAAACCUUACUUUGAGCUCAAGGCUCAGUUCAACCACAUACUAGAGGAGCACAAGGGGAAGGUGGUGCAGCUGGAAGAACGCGUUGCAAAGGUGAAGACCCGCUACUCCGUCGCCCUGCGCAACCUGGAGCAAAUCAGCGAGCAGAUCCAUGCUCAGAGGGGGCGUGUCCGAGCCACCAGGGCCCGCCCCGUAGCCUGCGGUGGGCGGAGCUCCCCAGUGGGGGCGGAGGCUGAGGUCAGGGUUCAGGUUGGAGGAGCCUGUGGGGGAGGAGGAGGAGGAGGAGGAGGAGGAGGGGUGGGGUUGGAGGAGAACGACUGGGCUGAUGGAGAGAAGACCAGGCAGUGGGUGGAGAGACACAGGGAGCAGGGCUGGGGCCACAGGGAGAGGGGUGAGGCAGGGUCAGACUCCAUGUCUGUCAUCAGCCUCCAGACCAUCGCCUCGGACCUGGAGAAGUGUGACUCGGUGGAGCACCUUGGGGAUCUGAGUGACGUGAGCAGCCUGAUGGGAGAGGACUGGGAGAGGGAGAGGGACCGGUCCCUGAUAGCUGAGAAUAGAGACAGGAACCCCAGGGCAGAGGAGAGAGUUGUGGGGGAGGUCAGGGAGGUCAGGGAAUUGGUCAUCCCCACUCCAAGGCAGGAUAGAUUGGAGGAGGUGAGGGGGGCGAUAGGGAGAGAGAGACAGGAGAGCUUUGUCAAGCAGCACCACAGAAGUGUGAGUUUGUGAGACCAUAAGAAGAAUGGACUGGACUGGUGAGUGAUGAUGAGGGAAUUAUGAAAUAAUGUCAGAUAUGAAAUCAGAAGUGAGAGAUAAAAAAAAAAGAGAUGGAGAUUGUAGAAGUUGUCAUUGUGGUAUUGAAAUGUAGAACACUGACACUGAUUGAAACUGAGGGUGAGUCCUGAAUGGCACCCUAUUCCCUAUAUAGUGCACUACUUUUGACCUGGGCCCACAGCCUGCAUCAUUGUUACACUGCAGAAGGGGGUGGCUGAGAGAGAGAGAGAGAGAGAGAGAUCAGUGACUACACCGCAUGACAAAUCCACUGAGGCCAAGCUAGUCUAAAUAGAGUGAUAACAUAGGGCAUACUCUUCCUCUACUGACUGUUUCACAUGCGGGACAGAUUUAAGCAGCAAAGCUUAUUUUAUGAAUGCUAUUUUUAUAUUCACUUUAGUCCCUGAAUGAACACCUUUGUGCUUUCUCCGUAUUGAUUGAAUUACCACAGAAUGAGUUGCUCAUCCUCGGAAAUUAAUGUAAGCAAUACUGCUCUCUCUCCCUCUUGAGUAGAAAUACAAAAGGAAUAUGAUUAUCAUAUUUUAAACACCUUAGGAUAAGAAGUUAAUUUUAAAAAACAACAACAUUUGUAUUUCAUUUUUUAGACCUAUUUUAUUGUUUUUAUCCUAGUAGAAUGUUCUGGAAAUGUUCCCAGCACCUAGAGGGCCGACGUCCCGUAGACACCAGACUGUAGAGAAUGUCUCUGUCACAUUGACCUAACACUUCCACAGCGUUUUUCUCUCUGACCUUACACAAUCCCUGUUUUCUGUUAGCAAGAAAUGUUGUCAACUAGCCUGAUAUUACACAAGGGCGUGCGUCCAAAAUUGCACCCUAUUCCAUAUGUAGUGCACUACUUUUGACCAGGGACAAGAGUUUAACGUGCAAAUACCCCCUAAUGUCCAUGAUGACAUUUUUAGUAAUCAAGGAAUCCCAAUUCUAACCAUGAAUUACUUAAUUUCUUAACUGUCUUCCUUGAAUAGUGAGACUAUUUAGUGAAGUUUUAAUAAAUUGUUUUAGAUUGAAAUACUUUGCCAGUGUUUUAGCGAAGUUAACACUGUUGAAACAUUAACUUGCAUUUCAACUGCAGUUAACACCACUAAAUAGUUUUUUUUAGUUAUUGGGUGCAACACCUGCGUAUUCUACAGAGUCAUUUGACCAGUUUCUUCACUUGUUCAUGUUGUACCUGUUGACAGGCACCUUUCCUUGAAUUUCUUGAUGUCACCAGACAGUGACACUAGAUCACUACACUAGAGACACACAAAGAUGGAGGGAGAGGGAGGGAUGACAGUGAGGAAAGAAAGAUAUGGUAAAGUAAUGGUAUUUACUGUUAAUGUACAUUUCAUGUUGUUUUGUUCAUGCAGACUUGUGCCAUUGAUUUGAAUCUUUUGACUGUUUAAAGUUGAUUUGCACAUGAUGACAGUACUUGUGGAGUUUUGUUUUUCCCUUUUCACACUCCUUACCCCUUUACCCAACCAUCGUUCGUUCACCCUUGUUACCUGGCUGUUCCCCCACUCUUCAUCACAUUUGCUGUUCUGUUUUUCACACUAAUUGGUUUAUUUAAUUACCGGUUAUUUUCCCAUUCGUUACUCCUUCAGUUAAUCCUUGUAAACUGCCUGUUCUCCUCUUAACCAGUUCAGUACCACCUUAGUUUCUCAUUGCUAGCUGUUACAUACAUGUAAUGGGAGAUUUGAUUCUGGGUUAGUACUUGUGGUGUUCUGUUUUUCACUUCAAUUUAUUUAUGUAUUAUUAUUCACCUAUUUAUUUUCCCACUCCUUACCUCUUCACCCACCCAUCCUUCAGUUCAUCCUUGUUACCUGGCUGUUCCCUUCUCUUAACCUGGUCAAUAUCAUCCUUGUUACCUGGCUGUUCCCGUCUCUUAACCUGGUCAAUAUCAUCCUUAUUACCUGGCUGUUCCCUUCUCUUAACCUGGUCAAAAUCAUCCUUGUUACCUGGCUGUUCCCUUCUCUUAACCUGGUCAAUAUCAUCCUUGUUACCUGACUGUUCCCUUCUCUUAACCUGGUCAAUAUCACAUUUGCUGCUUCCCACAAUGUUCCCACUACCCCCACUCCAUCCGCUGAUAAAUGCUGACUUGGGAUCAGUGGUCAGUUUGUGGGUUAGGUCCCAAAUUGCACCCUAUUCACUAGAUAGUGCACUAGGGCCCAUAAGGCUCUGGUCAAAAGUAGUGCACUAUGUAGGGAAUAGGGUGUGUGACGUAUUAAUGGAAGGUCUUCACAUUUGCCUGCUCCACUUGAAAACAUGUUUUUAUUUGUUAAUGUAUAUGGGGUGUAUCCCAAAUACAGUAGUACUAUAUUCCCUACAUAGUACAGUACUUAUGUCAAAAUAAGUACACUAUAUAGGGAAUAGGGUGCCAUUUUUAAAGUGUAGUGGAUGUAUAAUAAUGCUGAUGAUGAUAUGAAUGUUAAUUUAUUAAUCGUGUACAUGGUAAUUUCUGGAAUAUGAUGCAGUUACAACUAUUAAACUUUGAUUUAACAUUA
Molecule: messenger RNA, 4561 nt
Organism: Coregonus clupeaformis (lake whitefish)
Lineage: Eukaryota; Metazoa; Chordata; Actinopteri; Salmoniformes; Salmonidae
Product: SH3 domain-binding protein 5-like
Exons: 6
Coding region: 561-2024 (487 amino acids)
Biological process (GO): negative regulation of protein tyrosine kinase activity; intracellular signal transduction
Cellular component (GO): cytoplasm
Molecular function (GO): protein kinase inhibitor activity
Source: RefSeq, a predicted model, not a curated record